Molecule: messenger RNA, 2815 nt
Organism: Schizosaccharomyces octosporus yFS286
Lineage: Eukaryota; Fungi; Ascomycota; Schizosaccharomycetes; Schizosaccharomycetales; Schizosaccharomycetaceae
Product: spindle pole body protein Kms2
Exons: 3
Coding region: 1190-2524 (444 amino acids)
Source: RefSeq, a predicted model, not a curated record
UAAGGGAAACGAACAAUGAGCAAAGUACAACAUAAUUAGAAGUUAAAUUAAUAUUUAUUUUACAUUCCAUUCUUAAGGGUUUUUGAGGUUUGAUCAAAUGCUUUCAACAGCAAUUCUUUUCGAGAGACCGUGAGUUGGUCGACAGACUUACUCAUACUGAUACUCUUUUAUCCUAUAACGACAAAAAACUCAACCGAUUAACGAAGGUUCUCAAUAAUCAUGUUGGAGCUAGGUUCCUAAAUGAUUUGUUCUCCCCAUUAACUAUAGUGGUCCUCAGGAGUAAAGCCGAUCAAUUUACUUUUUCCUUUUGUAACAUCGCAUUUAUUCUAUAGCUGUUUCUCAAAUACCCGAUGGCCUGCUUGUAUGUUUGACAAAGUGUUGUUUAUAUAAUAUAGGUGUAUGCAAAAUUGCUAUCGAGAGCCUUUUUCUAAAAGUGAAAUAGGUAUCGAAUUCUCCAACGUAUUGAAGGAUUGCGAAGAUAAAAUACUACAAGAAGAGCUCUGGUCUCAGUUCUGAAUGACUUUGAAAUAUCCGGCAAAGUCGUAAUUAUUGCCAGAGUACUGUGAUGAAUUAUAGAACAAGGUACUUGAAGUUUUUGGAAUGAUUCUAUAAUACUGAAGAAGGAGUUACAUUCAAAGAAAGAUCUUGGUGAUGAGGAAAAGAAAAUCUGCAUGACUUGUCUUCAAUGGUUAGUCGGCACACAAAAAGCUUCAUGUUCUAAUUGUGGUAAAGUUUCUACCUAUGUCCCCUUUAUGGGAUCUUCCCAUUUCUAGGAUCCUCUGUAAGUAAUUGAUCAUCCUUCAAAAUACUCGUUUCGUGGUGAAUGGGUAUACGACCAAAUACUUGUUAGAAAGUAGAGUUUAAAAAAAAUUCUGUUUCUGUUUCCUAUGAACUACUCUAUCACUUCCCUUAUACCUUUAUAUCUGCGACCAAAAGUUCUAUUUGCACGGUGAACAAAAACAUUUAUUCAGAAAUGGGGUUUCCAAAUGGAGAUAUGAUUUAUCUUUUUAUUACUCUUCCACAGGUCUCUAACUUUUCUGGUAAACAGUUUAAUUACCAUACCCUUAAAACAGAUUUUGCAUUUGUUUACAAUAUAGUGAUUUCGUGCAAAGCUCACUAUUUGUUGGAGAGUAAGUGCUAAAUGUGAACUCACCGAACAAAACCAAAGAAGGGAGUAAACAAAAUAGGCAUGGAAGAAUAUAUUCCAUUUGACGAGAUCGUGCUACAGUAUGAUCCAAAUAAUGCAGGAAAAGUUUCAAUUCGCAGUUUUUUAGAAAUUGUUGAUGAUAUCGAGGCUUUACGCCAACCAUCAUCGUAUCCUUUAUUAGAUUCUGAGCAAAGACAAUCUGCAGAGGACUUUAUUAAAGACAAUGAAGGAAUUGUGGUAUCGACGAUUGAAAUAAAGAACUUGUUCUAUGAAUUAACAAGCCAAGACCCAGAUCGGAUACCUAUUAGUAAGACCAUUCUAAGAAAUAGAGCAAGGAGUCGAUCCCAUAGUGGCCCGAAUCCAUAUUCGAAACUUUCAGAGAGGAGACGGCUCAAGGAUAAUGACUUGAGCUUUCAGACACCACAAAAGCCAGCUCCAAUGAGCCAAUCAACCCCUUUUACAGAAAUAACAAAUGCAAAAGAUAUAAAAAAUAACAUAUACGGGACGAGGCGACGAAAUGGGAAUCACGACGAGACCCUUGCUCAACUAUACGAACGUGUUCAAUCCCAAUCUGAUCAGUUACGGGCUAAGGAGAUUGAGAAGCAAGAUUUAAAAGAACAAAAUCAGAAAUUGUCUGAAGAAUUGGCAGAGUCGGAGGAAGCAUGUAAAUCAUGCUACACACAAGCUAAAACCUGGGAAAAAAAGUUUCGUGAAACCCUCAAAGAAUCUAAAGAAUUUUCACAACAAUUGGAAAGCAUACAUCAGGAAUAUGAAAUACAAACGGCCCACAUUACUAGACUUGAACAAAUUAUUGAGGCUGUUGAGAAUGAGCGAAUGACGGAAUCCGACCAUUUGCAGAAGACUUUGGACUCCAAAGCGAAUCUUGCUUUAUUAGAAAGGAACCAACAGCUUGAAUAUCAAUUGAAGAUAUUAAGGGAAGAAUAUAGUCAAUUAAAGACUCGAAACCCCUCUUCUAAUAUUUCCAUACCUCCUCCUCUUACGGUGAGCCCUAUUUGUUAUCCAUUUCGUAUACCCUCUUUACCUGUUUCUAAAAAAAUGCAGGCCGAUCCUCAACUCACAGCUAGUCUUUCUCUCUUGGCUUCUGAGUUGGAUAGCCAAAAGCAGUUGUUGCAAAAGUUUAAUAGAAUUAAAGAGAAUCCUUCUGGGGUUUCUGAAGCAUGGAGUAAUAUGCGGCGACGUGUAACAAAGAACGUUACUGAUCAUCGGUUUUUACAGUUUGCACUUGGGUCUCUGCUUAUCUUUUUCUUUUUUCAUCUUGUAUAUUUUUUCUUCUUCCGAGUCGGUACCAUUUUACAAUGGCCUUUUGUGUAUUGGCUUCCUUCGUUAGCUCCUGACACUCAGUGGUCUCCCACAUAAGUCGCUCUUUUUUUGUAUAUUUAUAAUUUCGUCUUUUCCUCGUUUACUUAAUUCCUACUAACCUAGUUUGUUAAGCUCUGCGAAGUCUCUAUUUAUAAAGGUCACGUUCAAUCGUGGCUUUUGGUUACUGUGUAUAUAGGGCUACUUCUACUUUAUUUUUCAUACGUUAUAUUAAAAGUUUUGGUACAUAUUUUAUUUCCAUAGUUUGCAAAGUGUUUACUUGGGUGAUAGAGGCAACAAAAUAUUCAGAACCCAUUCUAAUAACGAUCGUUCUUACUUAACCUUUGAAAG